UUUGAUGAAAUUGCAGAGCUUGCUGUUGGAAAUAUUGUUAGGCGUGUUCUUCAUAUUAUCCGGGAGGAGGAUCUUUCUCUUUUGGCCAGUAAAACAGGCGACUUAGAUUUAUCAGCUGCAAGUGAUGAUGAAGGAACCAUAGACCACGAUUGUGACCCAAUUCAGUCUGCUGCAGCAGCUGCGGCUAAAAGCUUUUUACGAUCUCCCUCAUUGCAUGCACUUCUGGAGAGUAUGCCCGAUAAAGCUUUACCGAGUAACAUAUACACCUCCUCUUCAGGUGGAGAUUCUGAAGAGAAAAGCAAAGCUGAUAAACUUGCCAGGACUCGGAAGUUAAAACAUGACGUCAUUGAGGCAAUUAACAUACUAAUUGAAGAUAUCGAUACUUGUCAUGAGCUGAUCGCAGAGCAGGCAGUUGAGCAUAUUCAUCAAAAUGAAGUAAUACUAACAUUAGGUAGUUCAAGAACUGCCUUGGAAUUCCUCUGUGCCGCAAAAGAGAAAAAACGGUCUUUCCGGGUGGUUGUUGCAGAGGGCGCACCAAGGUACCAGGGGCAUGCUCUUGCAAAAGAGCUGGUAGGAAGAGGUCUACAAGCUACAGUAGUAACAGAUUCUGCUAUUUUUGCAAUGAUUUCUAGAGUAAAUAUGGUUAUAGUGGGAGUUCAUGCAAUAAUGGCCAAUGGCGGUGUCAUUGCACCUGUUGGUAUGAACAUGGUUGCACUUGCAGCUCAAAAGCAUGCUGUUCCAUUUGUAGUAGUUGCCGGCAUUCACAAGUUGUGCCCUUCAUAUCCACACAAUCCAGAGGUUUGUCUUAAUGACAUGAGAUCCCCUGCUGAACUUCUGGAAUUUGGGCAAUUUUCCAAUUGCAUGGAUUUUGGAAUGGAUAGUAGGGCUCCUCUUGUUCAAGUUGUCAACCCCGGUUUUGACUACGUGUCACCUGAGCUUGUUAGCCUUCUCAUCACCGACAUGUAAGGACACUUUACCAUUUUUGUAUUA
This is a messenger RNA of Nicotiana attenuata, 990 nucleotides long. Its product is annotated as translation initiation factor eIF-2B subunit beta-like. Gene Ontology annotation, molecular function: translation initiation factor activity; guanyl-nucleotide exchange factor activity. Gene Ontology annotation, biological process: translational initiation. The transcript has 6 exons. Gene Ontology annotation, cellular component: eukaryotic translation initiation factor 2B complex. Lineage: Eukaryota; Viridiplantae; Streptophyta; Magnoliopsida; Solanales; Solanaceae. The record is from RefSeq and is a predicted model, not a curated record. The annotation marks the transcript as partial.